Molecule: messenger RNA, 2927 nt
Organism: Girardinichthys multiradiatus
Lineage: Eukaryota; Metazoa; Chordata; Actinopteri; Cyprinodontiformes; Goodeidae
Gene: galnt1
Product: UDP-N-acetyl-alpha-D-galactosamine:polypeptide N-acetylgalactosaminyltransferase 1
Exons: 14
Coding region: 567-2309 (580 amino acids)
Cellular component (GO): Golgi apparatus
Source: RefSeq, a predicted model, not a curated record
AGCAGAGAUGCUGCCAGUGUUUGCUCUGCACAUCAGCAGCCAGCCGGGGUUCUAGCUCGCAGUCAGACAGUCAGUGGCACAGGCAGCACGUCCACCCGGGAGAGAGACAGCAGCGCUCACGGAGGCGCAGAGGCACUGAAGACUCAACCGACACUCACAUUCCCGGUCUUCUUAAAUGGAUAUAUUCUGUUUUAAUUCUUUUUGAGUCUGCAUUGUGUCCUUUUAGAUAAGAAAAGAAGGACAAACGCCCGGACUUGUUUUUUUUUUGGUGCCUGGUUCUUCUCGACCGUUCACAGAGAGCCACUCUCCCCACAUCGUUAGCUUCCUAAGCUAGCUAGCCCGCUAACUUAGCGGUGAUACUUUCUACGGUAUCAACGUCAGUUUUCUGCCUCGGAGCUAGCCUGCGGUCUUUUGUGCCACGGCGGCAGAUCAACGUGACCCGUCACGACAGGAGCAUGUUUGAGUGACGCAUAAAAGAGGAACUGGGAUCCCUGAGGCUCCGGCCCUUUCUGCUGGUGGAGCACUCUGCACAUCUGGCCAGAGACACCUCCGAUCACUAGCAAAGGAUGCGACGGUUUGCCUACUGUAAGGUGGUUUUAGCCACCUCUCUGGUCUGGGUGAUGCUGGACAUGUUCAUCCUGCUCUACUUCAGCGAGUGUAACAAGUGUGAUAACAUAAAGGAGAGAGGACUGCCUGGGAGAGAUGAUGGCCUGUCCAGACCGCGAGAUGGGCCUGGUGAAGGCGGGAAGCCAGUGGUGAUCCCUAAAGAGAACCAGGAGAAAAUGAAGGAGAUGUUUAAGAUUAACCAGUUCAACCUCAUGGCUUCUGAGAUGAUAGCUCUCAAUCGCUCGCUGCCUGAUGUUCGUCUGGAGGGGUGCAAGAACAAGUUAUACCCUGAUAAUCUUCCUCGCACCAGCGUGGUGAUUGUAUUUCACAAUGAGGCUUGGAGUACACUGCUGCGAACCGUCCACUCGGUUAUUGAUCGCUCUCCACACACGCUGCUGGAGGAGAUUGUCCUGGUGGACGAUGCCAGCGAGAGAGAUUUUCUGAAACGACCACUGGAGCAGUACGUCAGAAAGUUAGAAGUGCCUGUCAGGGUGGUGAGGAUGGAGCAACGGUCCGGACUCAUCCGUGCCCGCCUUAAAGGGGCUGCCAUCUCUACCGGCCAGGUGAUCACCUUUCUGGAUGCUCAUUGUGAAUGCACCACAGGGUGGCUAGAGCCUCUGCUGGCCCGCAUCAAACAAAACAAGAAAACAGUUGUGUGCCCCAUUAUCGACGUCAUCAGCGAUGACACGUUUGAGUACAUGGCAGGAUCUGACAUGACGUACGGAGGCUUCAACUGGAAGCUCAACUUCCGCUGGUACCCCGUACCUCAGAGGGAGAUGGACCGUCGCAAAGGAGACCGAACGCUACCCGUCAGGACUCCCACCAUGGCAGGCGGCUUGUUCUCCAUUGACAGAGAUUAUUUUCAGGAGAUCGGCACGUAUGACGCAGGCAUGGACAUCUGGGGUGGAGAAAACCUGGAAAUCUCUUUCAGAAUCUGGCAGUGUGGCGGGACUCUGGAGAUUGUCACAUGCUCUCACGUGGGCCACGUGUUCAGAAAGGCAACGCCUUACACGUUUCCCGGAGGAACGGGACAGAUCAUCAACAAAAAUAACCGCCGCCUGGCAGAGGUCUGGAUGGAUGAGUUCAAGAACUUCUUCUACAUCAUCUCUCCUGGUGUGACCAAGGUGGACUAUGGUGACAUCUCAUCUCGCUCCGCUCUGAGACAAAAGCUCCAGUGUAAACCCUUCAGCUGGUAUUUGGAGAACGUCUACCCCGACUCCCAGAUCCCCAGGCACUAUUACUCCCUGGGAGAGAUCCGUAACGUGGAGACCAACCAGUGUUUGGACAACAUGGCCCGCAAGGAAAAUGAGAAGGUCGGCAUUUUCAACUGCCACGGCAUGGGAGGCAACCAGGUUUUCUCCUACACGGCCAACAAAGAGAUCCGGACAGAUGACUUGUGUUUAGAUGUCUCCAAGCUAAAUGGACCUGUCAUGAUGCUAAAGUGUCAUCACCUUAAAGGCAACCAGCUGUGGGAAUACGAUCCUGUGCUGGAUCUGCAGCACCCCUCACACGUGUUCCCCAACACGCUCCCACCCCACACCCCCCUGUCUGUGCAGAAGCUGACUCUGGUCCACGUCAACAGUAACCAGUGCCUGGACAAGGCCAGCGAGGAGGACAGCCAGGUGCCCAGUGUCAGAGACUGCACACACUCACGUUCCCAACAGUGGCUGCUGCGCAAUGUCACACUACCCGAGGUCUUCUGACCACACUCUGCACACUCCCUAACAUACACUCCCACACACACACACACACACCCACAGUGGCCCAAAGCGAGCAGUCAGGCUAAUGGGCAUGUUUUAUUCAAUUUGGGCACGAGGACAGAGACUUCCCUGGAGGGGAUUCAGGAGGACGGAUGGGACGGUACUACCUCUGCUAGAGAUCAGAGGAAGAAGAGUCUUCAAGCUUCCUCAGAGCGAACAGAGAGGACUGUAGAGACUCCUACUAAGAGACCAUAUCUGUUGUUUUACAUUUGUUUUGUUCUUAUUUUUUAAGAAGAGAUUUUAAGAGUGACUGGCUCCUGCGGGUAAAUACAGGACCGUGGAGUCGAGGUUCUGUGCACAGCUUCCCUUCAGCUCAUCACUUAACGUUUACUGACUGCCUCCGAUCAGCGUGUGUGCACUUAUCUGUGUGUUUGAACUGAGAUGAAUGUAUGCUUUUAGAAGGGGCCUGAAUAUUUUUGGGUUGUUUUUCCUCAAGUUCUUGUUUUUUAAGUUAAUUUUAUAACUGAUAUUGAACACAAUGUUUUAUGAAGAAGAAUGCAUGUUUGACUGGGUGUGUGAGAGAUUACGUCUUGUGUGUGUGUGUGUGUGUGUGUGUGUGUG